CACACAUGCGACUCACAAACGGCGUGUUUUGUUUUCUCUGCGCAGGAUAAAGACAAAAAGAAAAAGGAGAGCAUCUUCGACUUGUCCAAAUACAUCGAUAAGCCGAUUCGUGUAAAGUUUCAAGGAGGACGAGAAGCCAGCGGUGUCCUGAAAGGAUUUGACCCUCUGCUGAACCUGGUGCUGGACGGCACUAUUGAAUAUAUGCGCGAUCCAGAUGACCAGCUGAAGCUGACAGAAGACACCCGGCAGCUGGGGCUGGUGGUCUGCAGAGGAACCUCCGUAGUGCUGAUCUGUCCUCAGGAUGGCAUGGAAGCCAUACCGAACCCAUUCAUACAGCAGCAGGACGGCUAACGCACGAGCUCUCCCUGCUAACUUACACGUACUUGUACACACUUGAAUAUUUCGUUGUUUCUUUUCCUUAGUUUUUAUUUCGUUUUAACAAUAACGGUAAUCAUUAAUGGAGCCAAGCCGAUUUAGUUAAGCAGCAAAAAGACG
Molecule: messenger RNA, 495 nt
Organism: Neolamprologus brichardi
Lineage: Eukaryota; Metazoa; Chordata; Actinopteri; Cichliformes; Cichlidae
Source: RefSeq, a predicted model, not a curated record